Molecule: messenger RNA, 3757 nt
Organism: Rhopilema esculentum
Lineage: Eukaryota; Metazoa; Cnidaria; Scyphozoa; Rhizostomeae; Rhizostomatidae
Product: dynein regulatory complex subunit 2
Biological process (GO): regulation of cilium movement; axonemal dynein complex assembly; cilium-dependent cell motility
Cellular component (GO): axoneme; axonemal dynein complex
Source: RefSeq, a predicted model, not a curated record
GAAAGAGGCUAAGUACCUACGAGAGGCUACUCUUGUUGCUAUGGAAAAUUACAUUUAGCGAAAGGUUUUGAAAAGAGACAAAUUUGUUUCUUUGCACCAAGCUUUGAGAAAAUACGGUGUUAAAGGGCAAAAGCAUAUAAUCAACAAUCAUGGCUCCAAAGAAAAAAGCAGCUAAAGGUAAACUUGCAAGAAUGACGGAAGAGGAGAGAAUUCUUCAAAUGGAGAAAAAGGCUCUUGCUGAGGAAGAAAUGAAAAGGAAAAAAGAAGAUAUGCUUACCCAGUUUUUGAAGGAUAAGCUAGCAAAGGAAGAGAAAAGUUCAAAGUUUAAUAUUAGCAAACUGCAACACCAAUGGAGGGUAAUAAUGAGGGAAGCUAAAGCACAUGAUUUGAAAAAAGACAUAGAAAUCCUUAGCCAGACGUUUGAAAGAAUUGUUGAUAGAAAAGAUGCCAUUCUGAAAUCAUUAGUAAAAGAUUCAGAUGAAGCUGAAGAGCAGUAUCAGAUUGCUCUAAGAAGUCAUAUACAGAAUAUCGAUCAACUUAUAGAUUUUCAAGAAAAAAGACUUGUUACUUUGGAAACAGAGUUUGAAAAUGAGUUAGAACACAUCAAAAAUGAAUUUGACACAGAAAGAGAGAAGAUACUGAAGCAGCACAAGGCUGAGACAGAUGAGAUAAUGGAUAUUAUGUUUGCCAUGGAACACGAAUUUGAGGAAAGGGAGAAUGAUGCAAAGCAGGAAUUUCAGAGUUUGCGUGAUGAGAUAAAGAAUAAGAAUCUUGAAGAAAAACACGCACUUAGGAUUCAACUUGAAGGUCAGGUCGAGGAACUCUGGAAGCAGUUUCAAGCGGCCUUGAAGAAUUAUAAUGAAACUACUGAAGAAAGAAAAGUUGCAUUUGAGAACCUGAAAAUUAAAGAUGAAAAGAGUGCAAAGGAGAUUGAGUUGCAAAUGAGGAAACUGCAUAGAAUCCAGGAGAAAAUCUCCCAAAUUCGUUCAAAAAUGUCGCAAAAUGCCAAAGAGUGCGAAGAGAGAAAUAAGGACCUCAAAGAGGAAAGAGAGGCGAUCGCUUCAAAGUUCCACGAACUGAAAAAUCAAAUGAACAGGUUCAGGGAUCAACAAAGGUCACGCUUAACCAAACUGACGCUACAAAGCAACUCCGCUUUGCAGGAGCUUGACAAGAAGAAAGAAAAGGGUGACAGAAUUCUAAGGCAAGCAGAAAUGUGCAGAAAACUAGAGACGGAGGAAGAAAAGGUUCUGCCAUUUUACGCGUCGUCUCUCUCCCCUGAGGAGGAAAAAGAUGUUGAAACCGCUGUGGAGGAGUCUACUGUAGAAAAGCUCGCUGAGGUCAUGCACGAGUAUAGGCCACUAGAGAAUUUCUGGAAACGCAUGAACAAGGUAUUGCUAGACAAGAUGGCACUUGAUAAAGAAAUGCAAACGCUACAGAACGAAAACCAACAACUUCGUUCGGUGUUGAAGCAGUAUUUGGAUGGAAUCUCAGUCAAUGACGAAAUACUGAGUCAGACAAAUCCACUGUUUGUUGUAAACAAUCGCUCGAAUGUAUCAAUGGCGGUGCCUGUUAUGGACCCACGUGUUCGUAGCAAACCAACUCAGACAGUGGUAGAAGCUGCUCACGUUGUGAAACAUGCCAUUUGAAGUGACAUGGUCUCGUGAGCAUGGAAGUGAAUGUUUUUGUGGGACAGAUCUCUCUCUUUCUUUACUGAUAAUAUUUGUAUAUAGGUAUAUUUAAUUUCCUAUAAUGAUUAAAUUAAGCACCGAUCAACUUUUUGUUGUCGCCUUAAUCGCAAAUUUAGUCAAACUGGUAGUUCUGGUGAAGCUUUGCUUUACCUUUACUUCAGAGACAAGAUACCUGCAUUAAUGUUUUGGAAACUUUCGAUUCAACAGGCACUCUUAAUUAUUAAUAAAAGAACGACCAAUAAUCAUAUUAAAGUAGUGUUAUGGUAAAGAAGGACAUUGAGUCAUGAUGGUUAGAUUCUUUUUACUUGCAAUGUGUUUUGUGAUUCAUUUUUUUCAUUCCAUUAUUAUUUUGGGUGCUUCCAAAUUGCCGUGAAAGAACCUCAAUACUUCAAAUAUUCAUAUACUAACCUAUUGUUCUCCUACAUCAGUACAAUGAAGCUGAUCGAGCCUCUCAAUCUUGAGACCUUUCGCGCCUAAAGCUUUGGGCUGCCAUUUGUUUAAACGGUGCACACAAAGUGCUGCGCCUAAAAUGGUGCAUUAACAAUUAAAUUCUAAAAUAUUCUAAGAUACAACGACCUAGGGAAAUAAGUGGACAGUGAAUUCUUUGUUACACAAGCUUAGUACCAUGGCAAAAAUGUUUGACGUCACUUACGAAUGAUGCAAGAUUUUGUUUCAACGGUUACUUUGAAUUUUGCUAUGAAAAAGAAAGUUGAACUGAAACCAACAUGAUUGCUCUCUAGUCUCAUACAACACAGCGAGGUCUCAAGAUGGACGCUGCAAUGUGGAAUCAACGCUGGGCUGGAGAAGCUCGAUCCAGUCUUUUUUUGAGAUCAGUGGCAUCGCACUGAUGAGGGCGGUUUCCUCGUACGCAAGAGUCAGUAAAAUAUGUGUCAUGGCCAAAGCAAGGACAUGAGACAAGUGGAAAAAUUUGGACUUAAAAGAGACGGUCACCAAAAUUGAAAGAGUGACCCUUGCGGACAAUGGAAAGGCCCUAAACAGCACAAGACAGGGACAUUAUAAUAACACCUAGCACAACAAUUUUAAUAACAGUACAACAUGCUGCUACUAAACAUAAAGUCUAAGUUUCCGGCUUGCAACCAACUCGAAUCUAGGUUAAAUAAACUGCAAUGUUGCAGUAAAUAAAACUAUUGCAAGGUGACAAGAUAACGACAGACAAUAUUUUAUCCUUCGCCCAGUUUUAAUAUCGAGGCUUCAUAAAUCUUUUCAAAUAAGACAUUUUGUAUCCUAUGACAAGUUGGUUCCUUUGAUCUCUUUGACAUUUUUCUGCCCCUGAGAAAGGUAUGUAUCUUCUGUUGGAGCCAGUUAUUUGUUGCUUUUGGAAAUCUGGUUGCUCUAAUGCACUUAAUCGAAUGGGCUCGGCUGGUGUCUUCAGGCGGGUCUGGAAAUUCGGUGCGUUUUGAAUAUAUUUUACAAGCCGUGCUACGUUUUUUGAGGAUGAGUCACAUGGUCUUUGUUAAUGUAAACACAUUUGUGAUGAAAGGAAUGUUUGGGAUAGUUGAAAAACUUUCUGUCAUUCUUUUCAAGGUCAACAGCCGCCUUUCCAAUUCUCUUAUCACUCCUGUCAAAAAUGGCUGAAAAGCAAAAUAAAAAUCACGUAGCAUGUAAUCGUAAUUAUUAAUGCUCGUUAUUACCAUUGCGACAUGUCCCAAUCAAAACAUUUCCAAAUUAUCUCAUGAAAAGCUUUUCAUAAAAAAAUGAGUAUUUAUCAUACAACCCAAACGACAAAUUUACAAGCUAAUUCUCCCUUCAUUAGAACUGUUGCUUUUCAACUGUUUGAUAUGAGAGUUGUGGUCAUUUCAUAGACAGAAAAUAGCGAGGGGCAAGUCACUCCAAGAAAAUCUCGUACACUUUUUAGGAAAAUCCUAUAGUUUUUUCUGAAAAUCCCUGGAAAUCCUUUUGUUUUAGAGAAAAUCUCGUACGCUAUUUGCAAGAGUGAAUUACCCCUCGGAAAAUAAUACAGCGAAGACCCUGCCAACUAGUAGACCCCGCCAGCUAGUAGACCCUGCCAACUAGUAGACCUCGCCACCCGGUCUUAAAUGCCCACCAUU